Molecule: messenger RNA, 3856 nt
Organism: Crotalus tigris (Tiger rattlesnake)
Lineage: Eukaryota; Metazoa; Chordata; Lepidosauria; Squamata; Viperidae
Product: zinc finger protein 160-like
Exons: 3
Biological process (GO): regulation of DNA-templated transcription
Source: RefSeq, a predicted model, not a curated record
UGGUUCAAGGUUCCAGAAGCCUUUAUGGAGGUGACUGUGCGUUCAAGUGAUGUGCAGCACACACACUUGGGUCGCCGACAGAAAACAUCAUACAAGAACAGUGUUCAGGGGAAUGAUUGGAUCGCGGCCUCCUUAGGCCGACCUCAUUACCACCCUUCCGAGCUGCUCUCCCGCCUGGAUCGUGGAGAAGAGGCCUGGGUCCCACAACUCCAGAGCUCUGAUGAAAGUGCAGAUGAAGGCCCAAUUAAGCCAACACUGAAGCAGUUACCGAAGGGAGGCACCUGGUGGGCUCGAUAUCGGAGUCCUGUGACAUACCCCAGUUCAGAGUCUGCAAACUCAGAUAAUGAUCAAGAAAGUGAAGAAGAGAAGCUGCAUCGUGGAAGUUAUCCUCAUCGUGGAAGUUAUCCUCAUCGUGGAGGCUUUCAACCGACGAUCCUUCGCCGAAACUUAUUUAAUAAUUCCAAGGGGAGUGGAUCGCAGAGUCUGAAGCCUAAAGAAGCCUAUAAACAUGGGUCCCAGUUGAAGAAGUCUUCACAAAGUCAUCUGGGAAAGACAAAGGCAGAAACGGGCAAUGCCAAUGAGAGCUCAACCAAAGAAAGAGCUGCAGGAAGGGACCAGCAAGUCUCAUGCCCUGAUUGUGGACAAAUCUUCAAAUCCAAAAUAUCUCGUGCCAAUCACCAGAGGAUACAUACUACAAUGAAGGCCUACACAUGCCCUCACUGUGAAGAAAGGUUUUCAUCCAAAAAAGUCCUUGAGUGCCACCAGAAGUGUCACAGAGCAGAAGUGGGCCACAGACCUUCCUACAGCCUUGUGAAGCAUCAAAACAUGAGGCUCUAUGAAUGUUUGGCCUGCAAGAAAUCUUUUGAGCUCAAAGAGCAAUUCCUCCUGCAUCAAAAGAGCCACACAAUUCAGCAGUCUCACGAGUGCCCUGAAUGUGGCGAAACCUUUGUUUGUAAGGAACUUCUUGACAAACAUCAAAAUUGCCACACAACAUCCAAAAACAACAGAAAGAAGGAUAAGAAGGAAGGAAAGAUAGAAAGUGCGCCUGAAACUACAAAAAAGAAAGAAAGUACAGCCCCUGUCUCUGGGGGCCCUAGAUCACUGAACAUUGGCCUCACUAGACAGCAGCAAGACCAAGUCAACCUCCAUAAAUGUCAGUUUUGUGGGAAAUGCCUAAGGUUCAAAAGUUUGCUUGUGGACCACGAGAGAAUGCACAAGGAAGCAAAGCCAUAUCAAUGUUCCCAGUGUAGUAAAAGCUUCCUCCAUAAGCCCAUUUUGAUGUCACACAUGAUGACCCAUAUGAAACAGGCGUCCAGGAAACAUCCAAAGAAAGUUAAAAGCUUGGCUGUGAAAAGUGCCUUGGUUGAUUCGGAGAACUCUCACAAAAGAGGAAAUACCUCUAAAUGCCCAGUUUCCAGAAAAAUCAUCACUCGUAGCUCUUACCGCGUUUGGGGCCCAAGAAAACAGGCACAGAAAAGACCCUAUCAGUGUCAAUAUUGUGGGAAAUGUUUAAGCACGCGUGUCACGCUUGCUGAUCAUGAGAAACUCCACAUGGGUGAGAGACCUUAUAAAUGCCACAAAUGUACAGAAAGUUUCAUUCGAAAACACCACCUUUUCCGACACCUAGAGAAUCACCAAAGAGAACUCUCCAAUGGUGAUGUCAAAAGUUUGAGGAUCCAAAGUCACCACGCUUUACCAGAAGGAAUCCACCAUGGACAGGAGACUCCUGAAGGUCUUCUCCCUGCAAGUGAUGUCACUCGCCACUCGGGCCUUGCCAAGCACCCCAAAAUCCCCACUCAGGAGAAUUACAUAUGUCAGCAUUGCGGGAAACGCACGAGAACCAAAAGCUCCUUUGUCAAUCAUGGGAAAAUCCAUAGGGGAAAGCAACAGCCGUAUCCCCACUUGGAACGUGGGGAAAAUACCUCCCAAGAAAAACCUCUGGCUUCCCACCAAGAAACCCACGUGAGGGGAAAACUCUCUCUGUCCUCAGACUCCAAGGACAAAAUGUGCCCAAAAGAUCCCCCCUUCCCCCUCAGGGUUCCCCACAGAAAAAACCAGCCCCAACUCUGUCAAAAAUGUGGAAAAACCUUUGAUAGUAACUACUCCUUCAUCAGGCAUCAACUGACCCACUCUGGGCAAAAGCCUUUCAGAUGUGCCGCCUGUGGAAAAGACUUCAUCCAGAUGUGGCAUCUGAAGAGACAUGAGAAGACGCACCUGACAAGAAAAUUCCCCCAACAGCCCGUUGUAAGGAAGGUCAACCAUGAAAAUAGCCAGCCGGACCGAAAGCUCUUCAAAUGCUCUCUGUGUGGGAAAGGCUUCUUUCAACCAAAGCACCUGAAAACACACAAGAGGAUUCACCUGAAUGAAGAAUGCCGUAAACUAUCUUCAAUCAUGGAGAUAACACGGGCAUUUUCUAAUUUCCCGAGUGGCACAGCUUCUAAGGAGAAAAGUCAGGGAGGUCCUCUUGGAAAAGCGUUGCUGCAGCUACCAGGUGAGGUUGUCGGCUCGCCACAUGCCCAGGAAUUAAAGAGAGUCCUCCUGGUGGCAUUAGAAGAAAGAUUAGACACAGGAGCUUCAGAAAAGCAUAUUACUACGCCAGUGCAAUUAUCUAGAAAAUUCCAAGAAAAUAUUUUGUUGGGCUAUGGGAAAAUCAGUCAGGCAGCGAAAUCAGAGAGGAAACCAAGACAAAAGGACAUAUUCUCUACUCAUCAGCCCAGGACCUGCUCCAAAAACGCCCAUUCCCCAAAUCAUAAGAAGGAGAAAAACCACGACGGCUGGCAAUUGAGACCUCGGGCGUCCUCCAUGAGAAAAUCUAAGAGAGAAAUACAGCUUGUGGGGAAAAGGUCCAAACGUUGCUUUUGCCAACGAGAAGAACGAGAAAUGGUCCGCCCAAAUGCAUCCAAACCCCCCAGGAAAGUAAACUGUUGCGAUGGUCCUCAAAGGGUUUCCUUCAGUUUGUUUCAAGGGGCAUCCAAGAACCAGAAGCCAAAGGAUCUUUGCUUCAAACUGCCCUGCCAGAAAACGUUCUCCAGAGAAGCCCAAAUGAAAGUUGCCAAAAGUGUUGCGCAAAGGGACACAGUCUCUGUGGCUCAGGAAAGGAAAUCGCUUGAGGCCAAUUCUGGCUGUCGGAGUUGUGAGAAAGACAAAUGCAAGCCCUCCAACGUCAGGGAUCCGGCAGAGACCCAGCCUGUGCCACCGUUGUCCAAAAGCAAGACCCCGCAGGACCAUGAACGAUUCUGCCCUCUAAAUGCGUACUCAAAUGCUACCGCCCAGAACUUGGGGACAGCAUCUUUGGCUCAGCAGCUGGGAGAGAUCCAGAAUCCACGAAGGAUACAGAAGAGAGUAAAGGGUAGACGCAGCGUUGAACUGCAAAAAAAGAUAUCGAGGAAGCUCCAAAGCUCGCCUUCUGAGGGAAAAGCCGCCUGUGAUCAGCACGUCUGCAGCCAGUGCAAGAAAUCCUUCCGUAGUCGGACCAAUCUCUUGAUUCAUCAGAAGAAUCACACUGAGAACAGACCGUUCCCAUGCAUCCAGUGUAAGAAAAGUUUCUUUUCUGUGACGGCCCUUAAGGUCCACAUGCGGAUCCACACAGGAGAGAAGCCUUUCAAGUGCUCCGAAUGCGACUUUUGCUGCAACUUUUUGUGUAAUCUCAACAAGCACAAGGCCAGUCACAGCCAGGAAAGCCUCCACCCUUGCAUACAUUGUGGGAAAAGCUUCUGUCUGAAUCCUAAACUUGUGACUCAUUUAAAGUUUAGUGGCAAGAAGAAGGCUUAUGCCUGCCCUAGUUGUGAACAAGCAGCUGUGCACAAGAACCUUCUAAAGCGGAAGAGGAAGAAGUUCUGAUGUGAUUUAGAAGCUG